Molecule: messenger RNA, 1056 nt
Organism: Galendromus occidentalis (western predatory mite)
Lineage: Eukaryota; Metazoa; Arthropoda; Arachnida; Mesostigmata; Phytoseiidae
Exons: 1
Coding region: 1-1056 (351 amino acids)
Source: RefSeq, a predicted model, not a curated record
AUGGAUUGGAUCUCGAUGUGUAAUCCGGCUUCUUUCUACGGACUUCGCAAAACGUCCCCGUCGACCUGCUGCCAAUUCAGCUGUUUCUGGCGUACGCUGUUCUUCGUUGCAUACACGUGUAGCUGGUGGACGGAUCCGGUGGAUUUUCGACGAGAGACGAACAUCUCGACGUGCAUUCGGCUGUUCGUGUUCCUUUACAGAAUUCAGAGCACUCAUGUGAAUCCGGCGAUAUCGUUUUGCGAGGCUGUCUUCCGAUCGAGAGCCUACAACGAGCUCUUAAAUUCGAUGGUUCCGGCGGUGCCAAACGUUCGGGGAUUGUUGGCCCACGCCGCGCUCAACGCGUCGCUGGUGGUCGCAGCCGCCGUCACGAUAAUCAAUAAGCAACGCGAUCUCGAGUUUUCUCGCGUAAUCCUUCAGCUUUGUCGGAUUUACGUUCGCUACAGCGUGUACGCUAUCGCCCAAGACUACAUCGGAAAGGCGAGCGUGGUGAAAAACGAACUGCGCCGCCUGACAAGUCAGCUUAAAUCGCAAAGGGUUUUGGCGCUGUCGCAGAGCUGGACGUUGAUUCGGUACAAGACGAAAAUCCGAGACCAGACCCGCUGCAUGAACGAUGUUUUCGGAUUGCAAGUGUUUCUUUUCUACUCGGCAACUGCCGUUCACCUGUCGGUGCUCGUCGGUAAAUUGAUCAUCUCGUGGAAGUCGGUCAACCCGAUGGAGGGUCUGCUGGAGAUUUCACCGAUUCUGAUUGAGUGCUUGGUAGCGAUAAGCCUCGCUUUUCAGAUGUCUCAUCUGGGAUCAGAUAUAGUGGAUAAUUGCCUCGAAGCAGAACAUCUUCUUACUGACGAAGGUAGACUCGCCGACGAGCUCCGGGUCGUGUUGGCCUACCGGGAGCAGUGGGACUCUUUACGACUUCUAGAUAGCGUUCCCAACGAAGUGUCGGCCAUUAUGGGAGCCGUAAUCAACAUUAUAACGUUCGUCGCGAUCGUCCUGCAGUUCGAUGUCACUGUCAGCCAGGCGAUUUUCGACCCGGGUCACUGCAAAAAGGGACCGGAGUGA